AUGACGAAGACAAGGAGAAUGAACACGGAAAAUCACCAAACCGAGGAAGAGCACGUUCAAGUUGAGGACGAAACUGAUCUCACCGAGACCGUGCGCUUGCUCAAGCAGGAGAUGGCUGCAAUGAAACAGCAGCGCGAGAAGGAUGCAAAGGAACUUUCGGCUUUGAGAGCCGAAAAUGAGGCGUUAAAGAGUCAAGACUCCUCAUGGAAACCUACCCAGCCUACUAACGCUCAAACACACGGAUCUUACCAAUCCCAUGAUAUCCAUACCUCGGCUAUUCAUGCCUCGGCUGCGGCACCACAAAAAUUUCAAUCGGCCCUGCCUACAGUUGGACGUCCCACCGAUGUAGCAACAGUGGGAUCACACCGGCAUCCUUUUACACCUUCUAUCAUGCAGUUGCCUUUAAUGGAUAACUGGAAAUCGCUGCCGAUUGAUAAAUAUGAUGGUACUUCGGAUCCUGACGAACAUCUUGAUGUUUUUCUUACGCAGGUAACAUUAAGCACAACGGACGAUGCUGCUCUGUGUCGGAUUUUUCCCACAUCGUUAAAAGGCCGAGCUUUGAGCUGGUUCACUCGGCUCCCCCCCAACUCUAUUGACUCGUUCAACACCCUAUCUUCUCAGUUCACGGUUCAAUUUGCAACGAGUCGGCCUCACAGUUUGACAUCUCUGUCGUUGGUUAGUCUUCGGCAGGAUAAGAAGGAGACUCUUCGGGCUUUCAUGGAUCGUUUUAACAAAACCGCUUUAGAAAUUCGGGAUCUUAAUCCUGCAGUGGCACUCCAUCAUCUGACGACAGCUUUGAAGCCCGGGCCAUUCGUCAAUAGCCUGUGCAAAAAACCCCCUUCAGACAUGAAUGAACUUCGAAGACGAGCCGAUAAAUAUAUGCAGAUGGAGGAGUUGGCUGAGUUCCGAAAUCAAGCCCGAGCUGAACCAUCGGGAAAGUCUGACAAGCCAGUAGAACCAUCUUAUCGGGGGCGAAAUAAGGAGAUAACUCUUCGUGACCGACCAACGCGGGGUCCGAAAUACACUCAUUAUACUCCCCUCAAUGCAAGCCGAGCUGCGGUGCUUGAACAAGCUCUAGCAUCAGAGGUGUUGGCCGUCCCAAAAAGAGCUGUCACGCCACCACGCGCCAAUACUAGCAAAUCUUGUCGGUAUCACCGCAAUAGGGGGCACUCUACCGAGGAGUGCGCGGCCCUCCGAGACAGAAUCGAGGAUUUAAUCAAGCAAGGCUAG
This is a messenger RNA of Cajanus cajan (pigeon pea), 1230 nucleotides long. The record is from RefSeq and is a predicted model, not a curated record. Lineage: Eukaryota; Viridiplantae; Streptophyta; Magnoliopsida; Fabales; Fabaceae.